Messenger RNA from Elephantulus edwardii (Cape elephant shrew), 1887 nucleotides. Its product is annotated as DDB1- and CUL4-associated factor 12-like protein 2-like. Gene Ontology annotation, molecular function: protein binding. The transcript has 4 exons. Bases 1 to 1887 code for a protein of 628 amino acids. Lineage: Eukaryota; Metazoa; Chordata; Mammalia; Macroscelidea; Macroscelididae. The record is from RefSeq and is a predicted model, not a curated record. Gene Ontology annotation, cellular component: Cul4-RING E3 ubiquitin ligase complex.
AUGGACUGUGAUCAUGAGUCCCUUUAUGAUGCCAAAGUCAUGGAUGACCUUGGCCAAGGAUUUGAGGUUCCAAUUAAAAUCAUGUUUGGACCAUUGCGUUACUGCCUGCUAGUGCUUAAUCUUCACCGAAAGCCUCAUCACUUAUUUGAAAACAAAAGAAAAACGAGUUUGGCCUUGGAGAACUCCCUGAUUGGCGUGCGCCCGCCCCCCAUGCGUGCCCCGCCCGCUGCCUCCACCCCCUCUGCGGCCCCCCGCAUCGUCCUAGCUCUCCCGACCUCCUCCACCAGCGCCACACUCACUUCCCGCUCCCGCUUGGGUCCUUGCUGCUGCCUCGCAGCGCUCCCCCACUCUCAACUAACGCCAAACCGUCCCAUUCCCGCCACCACCACGGCCAACACGGGUGCCACGCGUCGCCGCCGCCGCCGCGGCCGCGCCAGUGCCACCCGGGCCACCACGCGCCCCGUGGCCCCACAUCAAACAGGUAGCAGGAAACGGAAAGCGCCGGAGGCUGAAGCGGGCUCGGGGAGCUCGAGCUCGGCGUCGCAGAAUCUGGCGGCAGCACCCGCAGCUUCAACAGCUGCCGCGGUGGAGGCAGGGGCGCAGCUAACUAAGAAGCCGCUGAAGCGGCUGGGGGCGCGACGCUCGCUGGUGCACUACCUGAAGGGCCGCGAGGUGGGCGCGCGUGGCUGCACCGGAACCCGGUGCUUCGAGGGCGAGCUGCGCACUUACACGGUUCACCAGCUCCCUGCUCUUCUGAAAGAGCGCGAGCUGAAUCUGGGCACCCUCAACAAGGUCUUUGCGUCCCAGUGGCUGAACACCAGGCAGGUGGUGUGCGGCACCAAGUGCAACACACUCUGCCUAGUAGAUGUGUACACGAGCCAGAUCACACGCAUUCCUCUCCUGCAGGACAGGGCGCAGCCAUUGUUCCAGCCCCAACCGAGCUGUGGCAUCCAUGCCAUCGAACUGAACCCCUCUAAGACGCUCCUGGCUACAGGGGGCGAGAACCCCAACAGCCUGGCCAUCUACCACCUACCCACGCUUGACCCUGUGUACCUAGGUGACCGCCAUGGCCACAGGGACUGGAUCUUCUCCAUCGCUUGGAUGAGCGACACUGUGGUCGUGAGUGGUUCCCGGGAUGGUAGCUUGGCGGUGUGGCAGGUGGACCCCGACAUGUGCCACGGCAGCAGUGGCUUGCACAACGAUGUGGGGCUGCCCAUGUAUGCUUAUACUCGCCCACGGGAUUUGGCGAUCAUCCCCAAGGCCGAUACCAGCCCAUUUAACCGCAAGGUGCGGGCCCUGGCUUUCAAUGUCAAGAAUGAGGAGCUGGGAUCAGUGUCCCUCGAUGGCUACUUCCACCUGUGGAAGGCACCAAGCAUCCUGUGCAGGCUGCUGUCCCUUAGGCUGCCCUACUGCCGAGAGAAUGUGUGCCUGACCUACUGCGACCAACUGAACCUGUACGCAGUGGGCUCCCAGUCCCAUGUCUCCUUCCUGGAUCCUCGUGAGCACCAGCCAAACCUGAGGCCCCUGUGCUCCAGAGAGGGUGGCACCGGAGUGCGCUCCCUCAGUUUUUAUGAGCACAUCAUCACCAUAGGCACCGGCCAUGGGUCCCUGCUUUUCUAUGAUGUCCGUGCCCAGAAGUUCCUGGAAGAGAGGGCCGCUGCCAGCCUGGACUCCUCUCCAGGGUCCAUGAAGAAGAAGCUCAAGCUCACCUCUGGGAGAGGCUGGCUCAACCACGAUGAUCUCUGGGUGAAUUAUUUUGGAGGCGUGGAAGAGUUCCCCAAUGCGCUCUACACCCACUGCUACAACUGGCCUGAGAUGAAGCUCUUCGUAGCUGGGGGGCCUCUCCCUUCAGGCCUCCAUGGGAACUACGCAGGCCUCUGGAGCUAA